AAUGGUGGCAUACCGAGACCGGGAGAAAAACUAUAAAUUCUGAAUCGUUUGUUGUUCUCAGCAGAUUUAUCAUAAUUUGUGGAUAGUUGCAGUUGUUCUCAGCAUUGAUUGCGAUCUCCGAUAUGCAUCAGUUACUCUUUGUCUUAAUCCUUGCGGCUGCCUACUGCAAUGCCGCUGAAGAUGACGACUCCUUCUCCAUUGGUCUUGGAGUCCUGUCUCCUUCUUACAAGCAAACAGUUGGAAAAGAAAAUGUUAAGGUUUCCUUUGACCAGAAAGAAAAUGGACAGUUUUCCUAUUCCAUUGGAGAUCCCAAAACCGGCUACAAUUCAUACUUAAGCUUCGGAGGAACCGCUGGCAGUGCUGCUGGUAACCAAGCAGCCAAUCCUGCUGCAUACGCAGGCCCUGCAGCAUCAGGAGGAUAUUCUGCAGCGGCUGCACCAAGUUACGCUGCUCCAGCUGCACCAGCUGCUGCCUACCAACCAUCAGGUUUCGUUAACAGUCCUAACUAUGGUAGCCCUAGUGGAUAUGGUGCUCCCUCUCCAGUAGCUGGUUACUCUGGAAACCAAGGACAAGCCUAUAAUUCUUACUCCUCUUCAAAUGGGGCAGGUUCAUACGGUAGCGGCGCCGCUCCUGCUAGACAGCCUGAAGACAGCUCUAUGAUCAUACCAGCUGGAUUUUCAUACCACGCCACCGAAGGUCAGGCUUUCCUUAGAAACCAAGCAGAACUUCGUCAACCAGCUGCAGGUAACAUUUUGCCAGCUGGAUUUUCCUACCAUGCUACAGAGGGCCAGUCUUUUCUAAGGAACGGAGGUUCCCCCAACUUUAUGGUCGCUGAUGAAAAACGAAGCUCAGGAUUAGGUCCAGCAGAGCAAAGUUUCUACCGAAACGCAGCUAGCAACUCCCAACAAGGAGGUCCUGGUCUUGUAAAUGGCUUGGUGGGUUAUGGACCUGGUGGCCCAGCAAGAGGAAAUGUCCAAAUUGGUGGAUAUGCUGGACCUCAAGGCACUUUUAAAGAACAUGGGGGACACCAGUAAAUGAAAAGUAGAUACUAAGAUUGAGGAUAUUUAACGAAAUUGCUUUCAGCUAUGAAAGUGAAUCCGAGCUAAGACUAAAAAAAUGAUCGUAUUUAAGAUUAAUUUAUUAGGGAAGGAUUAAAGAACUUUGGUGAGGUUUUGGGAACAUAUUUCUUUUUCUAUAAUUCUAAGAAUCAUUUCUGGAAAUAAUAUCACUUUUAAAAAGAUGAUAUUUAUUAAAGCUCAGAAAACGUUAUUUAAAAGUAAAUAUCUACAUAAUGUCCGCACAAUCAAUCUGAAGAUUACAAAACAGUUAAAAGAUAGUUUCUGUAUGGUUGAAGGAAUUAACAACUAAAUUUUAAAGGAAUAUUUUAACGCACUAGAUUGUAACACAAAUUUAAAAUCUGAAAUUAAAUCCGGAUGCUUAAAUGAGCUUUUUCAUUUGUAUUUAAAUGUCUUUAGUUCGGAUACACAAACGCACACUUUAGAUGAUAAUACAAUAUCAACUAGUCAGUUGAUAAAUCUUGCUUUUAACUUUUCAGUAUAAAAACUUAUUAUGUAUAUUGUUUGAUAUAGAUAGUGAAUGCAUAUUGAAAAUUUCUUUACAACAAAGGCCUAUUUAGUAUUGCAGCUUCUAUUGUACUUUUAAAAUUGCAAACUCCAGAAAUUUUUUGUCAUACAUUCGAAACGCAACAGAAUUUUUCGGUUCUAAAAAGAGGUAAAUGAUUUCAGUUUUUUUUUUAAACACAAGCAAAUGCUGUUUUCACAAAAGAGAUUUGGAUGCGAAGGACUAGUAUCUGUGGUUUUCUUCCACAGCCCGAUGUGCUGGCACUAGGGUUUAGGCUUAAAUUUGGUACUGUUUUCUUGGAAAAGUAGUGAAUGAUUUAUGAUAUAGUCAAUUGCUACAUCAUUCAUUUAAAAAAUAAUACUAUUAAGUAUUUUUUUAAGUAUAUAAAUAUUUACAGGAUUAGGAAAAAUUUGCAAAUGAAUCAGAAGUAAAAAUACUCGAAAAUCAAUGAAGAAAACUCUAUUAUUCACUCGAAGGUUCUUUGAAUAUUUAUUUCAAACUUAUGCUUUCCUCAGUAUAUCUAAUUUUAUAUUAUAAGAGUUGCUUGAAAUGCUUAGCUGAUGAAGAUUAAGGACAUAUUUCUGUUCUCUAAAAUCUUUUUAUUGAUCAGGCAACCGAUGACAACAAAAUAAUUUUGCUUAUAUUAUGAUUGUGAUACAAAUGUAAAAAUGUUUUUCAU
Argiope bruennichi is the source of this 2260-nucleotide messenger RNA. Its product is annotated as spidroin-2-like. Bases 123 to 1034 code for a protein of 303 amino acids. The record is from RefSeq and is a predicted model, not a curated record. Lineage: Eukaryota; Metazoa; Arthropoda; Arachnida; Araneae; Araneidae. The transcript is spliced from 2 exons.